Messenger RNA from Calliphora vicina (urban bluebottle blowfly), 6992 nucleotides. RefSeq names its product plexin A (gene PlexA). Gene Ontology annotation, cellular component: plasma membrane; semaphorin receptor complex. Bases 711 to 6827 code for a protein of 2038 amino acids. The transcript has 9 exons. The record is from RefSeq and is a predicted model, not a curated record. Gene Ontology annotation, molecular function: semaphorin receptor activity; protein binding. Gene Ontology annotation, biological process: regulation of cell shape; regulation of cell migration; negative regulation of cell adhesion. NCBI's taxonomy places the organism in Eukaryota, Metazoa, Arthropoda, Insecta, Diptera, Calliphoridae.
AAUAAAUAAAUUGUUUCGUGUGUACAACCUUUGUAAAAUAUAAUUAAUUAUUUUGCUCCUAACAUUUGUUAUUAAAAUUCAAAUUGUUGUUUAAUUUUUGCUAAAACAGGGGUGUAAAAAUAUAUGUACAUUUCUUUUAUGUAUAAAAAUAUUAAACAGAGAUAGGCUGAUAUCGUUUAUUUGUUACGGUUAAAAAAGUAUGAUUGCGGAAUUCAAAGAGAAGAAAAGAGAUAACAAUAUGCUUGUUAAACUAUGUUUUAAAUGUUGAAAGUGAUGUGCAUUGUUUUUAAUAAGUGUAUAUAUAAAAUUCAACAGGAAAUUUAUUAAAAAAAAAGACUGGCUUAAUAUAUAAUGUAGAGAAAUAGCAAUUUAUUUUAUUAUUAUUAACAUAAUUCAAAAAUACUAUUGGCAUGUUCAGUAAGAUAUAAAACAAAGCAAUAUAUGUCUAUAUGUCCCAGUGGUUAAAAAAAGGAAAUACUGUUUGUGAAAAUGUAUACACAUACGUAUGUAUAUAUGAAAAUGUAUUGUAAUUAAACAAAAAUAGUUGUGAAAUAAAUUAACAAAAUACAAAAAGAUAUUGUAAAGAUAUGUUUAUUUUACAAUUUCUUAAACUAUAACAUAAUUAGAGCAGCCGGUGGAUAACAACAUUUUUCGAUAACAAAAUAUCAAAAACAAAAUAAUUCAUUUAAGAAACCAUAUGUUGUGAAAAAAUGAAGAUACAUAUUCUUUCCUUCCUAACAGUUAUGUUGGUUAUGCAAUGUGUUACAUCUAUACAAAUUAGUAGCCAGAAAUCCUUGGAAACUUCAACAAUACCAUCGUCUACCUCUACGUUAAAGUCGUCGUCAUCAUCGUCGUCGUCUCAUCAAACACAUGUGUCAACGGGGACAUUAUUAACGCCAGCUCGUAAUGGGAUAUUGUUUACAAAUGCUGAUACUUCACUUUAUAGAAUUGGUAAAUUUGAGACGGCGGAUUUGAAAACAGAAAUCACCAGCAAUGCUUCAUCUUCGUCAACAUCCUCAAGACUGCAGCAGUUUCAAAAAACUGAAAACUCAAACAGAAGCACAUCCUCGUCAAAUUUAGCGGCGACGUCAUCAAUAUCAUCCGAUGAGAAUAAAAAUUUUAGUACAAUUAUUACACAUAAAGUUAACUUUGAUACGACACUAAAUCAUUUGGUUGUGGACACAGUUACUGGCCGUGUUUACGUUGGUGGAGUUAAUCGAUUGUAUCAAUUAUCACCCGAUUUAAAUAUUCAUGAGACCGUUAAGACGGGCCCAAAAAAUGACUCAGUCGAGUGUUCAAUUCUAGAUUGUCCCGUACAUGCCCAACGCAAACCCACCGAUAAUUAUAAUAAGGUUUUACUAAUCGAUCGUGCAACAUCGCGUCUAAUAGUAUGUGGCAGUCUUUUUCAAGGUACAUGCACAGUACGUAAUUUGCAAAAUGUGUCAAUUAUUGAACAAGAAGUGCCCGACGCGGUAGUGGCCAAUGAUGCCAACUCUUCCACUGUAGCAUUUAUUGCACCGGGACCUCCACAACAUCCUGUCACAAAUGUCAUGUAUGUGGGGGUAACAUACACAAAUAAUUCGCCCUAUCGCAGUGAAAUCCCUGCGGUUGCUUCACGUUCGUUAGAAAAAACCAAAAUGUUUCAAAUUGCCUCUUCGGCUGUUACAACGGGCACACGGACAUUUAUAAAUUCGUAUGCUCGAGAGGGAUACUUAGUAACCUAUAUUUAUGGAUUUAGCUCGGAGCGCUUCUCCUACUUUUUGACCACGCAAUUGAAGCACAACCAUCAUUCGAAUCCCAAAGAGUAUAUCACGAAACUUGUGCGCAUUUGUCAAGAAGAUUCCAAUUACUAUUCAUAUACGGAAAUUCCCGUGGACUGUAUAAGCACUGAGCAAGGCGGCACUAAGUACAAUCUGGUGGAGGCCGCUUAUCUGGGUAAACCUAGUGCAGAUUUAGCCGAGAACCUUUCGAUAACACCCCAGGAUGACGUUUUAUUUGCCGUUUUCUCUGAGGGACGAGGCAAUCAGUCAACAGAUAAUUCAGCUUUAUGUAUCUACUCGUUGAAAGCGGUACGCCGGAAAUUCAUGCAAAACAUUAAGUCUUGCUUCAACGGUGUGGGCUCAAGAGGCCUAGAUUUUAUAUCGCCCAAUAUGGCCUGUGUACCAACUAAAUUGCAAACAAUUGGGGAAGACUUCUGUGGUCUGGAUGUUAAUUCACCUUUGGGUGGAGAUCAGCCCAUCACUGCCGUUCCUGUGGCCAUGUUCAAAGACAAUUUAACCUCGAUAGCAGCCACAAGCAUUAGUGGUUAUACAGUGGCAUUCAUUGGCACUAAAAAUGGCUAUUUAAAGAAAGUUGUAGUUGAAUCUAGUACGGUGGCAAAUGAGUAUGCCAACAUACCAAUAAAUAUUGGAUCUCCUAUUCAUCGUGACAUGCAUUUCGAUAAUCAAAAUCUACAUUUGUACGUUAUGUCGCAAUAUCAAGUGGCCAAAACCAAAGUAUAUGACUGCAGUGAUUAUAAGACUUGUGGCGAAUGCUUAGGAGCUCGCGAUCCUUACUGCGGCUGGUGUUCGUUGGAAAAUAAAUGUUCCCCCAGAUCUACAUGUCAAGAUGAUGUGAACGACCCGCUCUACUGGAUUAGCUACAAGACCGGUAAAUGUACCACCAUAACUAGCGUGAUGCCGCACCAACUACAACGCACAACAGCACGUACUUUAGAAUUAAUAAUCGAUCAUUUGCCUCAACUAAAGGAAAAUCUUGUAUGUGCAUUCACCACCGAAGAGAAGGCUCUUUUUACAAAUGCCACCAAGAAGCGCAAUGGCGUUAAUUGUACAACUCCACGCACUGACAUGCUGCCGCAAAUUCAACAAGGAAAACACCAUUUCACAGCCAAGUUAUCUGUACGCACUCGCAAUGGACCGGAUUUAGUAUCUACUGAUUUCACAUUUUUCGACUGCAGCACACAUUCGUCAUGUACACGAUGCGUUUCAUCUGAAUUUCCGUGCGAUUGGUGUGUUGAGGCACACCGUUGUACACAUGAUACAGCAGAAAAUUGUCGCAAUGAUAUUUUGGUUACUGGGGUGAGCCGUAUAGGUCCCAGUUAUCGUUCUGGUCCCGGCUUCUGUCCCACCAUCAAUGCCACUGGCGAUGGAAGCGAAGUUUUAGUGGCAGCUGGUACUAGUAAAUCGAUUAAGGUUAAAGUGCAUAUCAUUGGACAAUUUAUAGUGCAAACGCGUUUUGUUUGCCAAUUCAAUAUCGAAGGGCGUGUGACGAGUCUAAAUGCUCAACUAUUGGGCGAUACUAUUUAUUGUGACAACAUGGAAUUUCAGUAUACAUCACGGUCGCCAAAUUUAACAGCAACAUUUGCAGUCAUUUGGGGUGGUUCAAAGCCUUUAGACAAUCCUCACGAUAUUCAUGUCGUGAUUUACCGCUGCCGUGAUAUGGCCGACAGCUGCGGCAUGUGUUUGGCCUUGGCUGAAAAAUACAAUUGUGGUUGGUGUUCAUCUACAAAUACCUGCGAAGUAGAAGAGCAGUGUAAUAAAAAUAAUAAUGAAGGCAAAACCGAUUGGUUAAAUCGCAUGGAAACUUGCCCCAACCCUGAAAUCCAUUCAUUUACUCCUAAAAAUGGCCCUUGGGAAGGUGGCACAAACAUAACGAUUCGUGGCAUAAAUUUGGGAAAAAACUUCACUGAUAUCUAUUCGGGUGUCCGUAUAGCAGGAAUAAAUUGUAUGCCAUUCCUGCAGUACUACAUUGACACGAAACAAAUUGUGUGUACAGUCGAUAGUCCUGGAGAACAGAUGUACCGCAAUGGACGGAUUGUAGUGCAAAUUGGAGAUUAUCGUGGCGAAUCAAAGGAGGACUAUGAAUUUGUAGAUCCGAAAAUAACAAAUUUUAGUCCUAAAUAUGGUCCAGUAUCGGGUGGAACACAAAUACGUAUAAUUGGCAAAUAUUUAAAUGCGGGAUCACGAAUUCAAGCGUUUAUAAAUGAUCAUUUGCCCUGUGAAAUUUUGAGCGUGGAUGUAAAUCAAGCUAUUUGUAGAACAGCUCCUUCACCUGGCAUAAUUGAGGGUCGUCUAAAAAUGGCAUUUGAUAAUGGACCACGUGAGUUUAAUGAGUAUAACUACAAAUAUGUUCUAGACCCCUCAGUUGAGCAAGUUUAUUCAGGACCAUCAGGUGGCCAGUUGAAAACCCCGAAGGGGGUACCAGCCGGCGGUAUCGAAAUUACUGUUACUGGCACUCAAUUCAAUUAUAUACAAGCGCCCAGUAUGUAUGUUAUAUAUCAAAACAUAACAUAUUUAAGCCAGUGUGUGGUAAAAUCUCCGACCGAUAUGACUUGCGAUUCGCCGGCUAUUGAAAUGGCCAACACCGAUUUGUUAGAUGCUGAAAAUCCCGAGAAACUCGAAUAUGGGUUUCUAAUGGACAAUGUUUUGCAGGUACAAAAUCUUUCACUAAAACAUAACAACUUCUUUGAGUUGUAUCCAAAUCCGAUAUACUUCAACUUUGAGGAACGUGUUAAAUAUUAUAAAAGCGAAUAUUUGACUAUAAAUGGCCGCAAUUUAGAUCGAGCCUGCAAAGAAACCGAUGUUCAAGUGUUCAUUGGCAAGAAGCUCUGUAACAUAACAUCUUUGUCACGUCAACAAUUAACAUGCCGACCUCCACCAGAACCCUUCAGCGGAGCUGACUACGAUGACGAUGAUAGCAGUGACCUUAGUAGUGGUAUGGAUGGCUCCGGACCUGAAGUGGUAGUACGUGUGGGACGUUCAUUAAAAUAUAGAAUUGGUGUGCUAAGUUAUGCCUCCCCAAAUAUCAUACACGAUCUGGGCAAAAAUGCAUUUGCUGUUGUUAUAGCCGGUGUAGUAGUAUUGCUAUUAAUUUUUGUUGCACUUUUGGUAGCUUACAAAAAGAAAACAUCCGAGUCUAAUCGCGUUCUACGAAACAUGCAGGAACAGAUGGAUAUCUUGGAACUAAGAGUUGCUGCCGAAUGUAAAGAAGCCUUUGCUGAAUUACAAACUGAAAUGACAGACUUAACGGGUGACUUAACUUCAGGCGGUAUACCAUUUUUGGACUAUUGUACAUAUGCGAUGAAAAUCUUGUUUCCUAACCAUGAAGAUCACAUUGUUUUGCAAUGGGAAAGACCAGAAUUAUUGCGCAAAGAAAAUGGUUUACGACUCUUUGGCAAACUAAUUAUGAAUAAAACUUUUCUCUUGCUUUUCAUAAGAACACUCGAAUCGAAUCGUUAUUUUUCAAUGCGCGAGCGUGUCAACGUUGCUUCUUUAAUUAUGGUUACGUUGCAAUCCAAACUUGAAUAUUGCACGGAUAUUUUAAAAACUUUGUUAGGUGAUCUAAUCGAAAAAUGCAUUGAAGGUAAAUCGCAUCCAAAACUACUAUUAAGACGCACCGAAAGUGUAGCCGAAAAAAUGCUUAGUGCAUGGUUCACCUUUUUAUUGUAUAAAUUUCUUAAAGAAUGUGCCGGUGAACCUUUAUAUAUGCUUUUCCGAGCCGUCAAAGGGCAAGUGGAUAAGGGCCCAGUUGAUGCGUGUACACAUGAAGCUCGCUACUCAUUGAGUGAGGAAAAGCUUAUACGUCAAUUAAUCGAUUUUAAGCCAAUGACUGUGUACGCCAGUAUUAUACAACAGCAAAUAUUUUGUAAUAAUAUGGAGAUGCUACCAUCUCAUACCGAAAAUGUGCCAGUAAAAGUUUUAGAUUGUGACACAAUCGGACAAGUAAAGGAAAAGUGUUUGGACACCAUUUAUCGUAAUAUACCAGCAAGUCAGAGACCACGCAAAGAUGAUUUGGAUUUAGAGUGGCGAACAGGCACAACAGGCCGUGUCAUUUUAUAUGAUGAAGAUACCACAUCUAAAACAGAAAAUGAAUGGAAAAAGUUAAAUACUUUACAGCAUUAUAAUGUUCCUGAUGGUGCUGGUUUAAGUUUGGUACCAAAACAAAGUUCAAUUUAUAAUUUCUCCAUACUAUCGGACAAAAAUGAAAAAUCUCACAAAUACGAAACCUUAAACUUAUCAAAAUAUACAUCGUCGUCGCCUACAUUUAGUCGUGCUGGCAGUCCAUUAAAUAAUGAUAUGCAUGAGAACGGUAUAAAAUACUGGCAUUUAGUAAAACAUCACGACAACGACUUGCAAAAAGAGGGAGAACGUGUCAAUAAAUUAGUAUCCGAAAUCUAUUUAACCCGUUUGCUAGCUACUAAAGGUACUUUACAAAAAUUUGUUGAUGAUCUCUUCGAAACAAUAUUUAGCACAGCACAUCGUGGUUCAGCAUUGCCACUGGCAAUCAAAUAUAUGUUUGAUUUUCUGGAUGAUCAAGCCUUAUUACAUGGCAUUACAGAUCCUGAGGUUGUGCACACAUGGAAAAGCAAUAGCUUGCCACUAAGAUUCUGGGUAAAUCUUAUUAAGAAUCCCAACUUUGUUUUUGAUAUACACAAAUCAAAUAUUGUUGAUUCUUGUCUAUCAGUAGUCGCACAAACGUUUAUGGACUCCUGUUCUACAUCAGAUCAUAGACUAGGUAAAGAUUCACCAAGCUCAAAGCUGUUGUACGCUAAAGACAUACCAGAAUAUCGCAAAUGGGUUGAUCGCUAUUAUCGUGACAUCAGAGAAAUGCCACCAAUAUCUGAUCAAGAUAUGAAUGCAAUGUUAGCUGAAGAGUCAAGGCUUCACACAUCGGAAUUUAAUACGAAUUGUGCCCUCCAUGAACUUUAUACAUAUGUAGUGAAAUAUAACGAACAAUUAACCGUAACAUUGGAAGAAGACGAAUUUUCUCAAAAGCAACGACUUGCCUACAAACUAGAACAAGUACACAAUAUCAUGUCAGCGGAAUAAUAAUAAGAAUUUUCUUAUAUGAAUAUCAAAUCAAGGAUGAAAAAAAAAAAUAAAUUCUAAUAUUUGUAAUCAUAAUAUAAUUAAAGGAAAAAAAAGGAAAACAUAUGGGUGUUCAAAGAAAACAUAAAAAUAGUAAUUAAAUACAUAAUUAUAGGUUGGUAUGAA